Lynx canadensis (Canada lynx) is the source of this 2986-nucleotide messenger RNA. RefSeq names its product potassium voltage-gated channel subfamily H member 5 (gene KCNH5). NCBI's taxonomy places the organism in Eukaryota, Metazoa, Chordata, Mammalia, Carnivora, Felidae. The record is from RefSeq and is a predicted model, not a curated record. Gene Ontology annotation, cellular component: membrane. Gene Ontology annotation, biological process: regulation of membrane potential; potassium ion transmembrane transport. Gene Ontology annotation, molecular function: voltage-gated potassium channel activity.
GCCGCUGCUCUCCAGACCCAGGAUGCCGGGGGGCAAGAGAGGGCUGGUGGCACCGCAGAACACAUUUUUGGAGAACAUCGUCAGGCGCUCCAGUGAAUCGAGUUUCUUACUGGGAAACGCCCAGAUUGUGGAUUGGCCAGUAGUUUAUAGUAAUGACGGUUUUUGCAAACUCUCUGGCUAUCAUCGAGCUGACGUCAUGCAGAAAAGCAGCACUUGCAGUUUUAUGUAUGGAGAAUUGACUGACAAGAAGACCAUUGAGAAAGUGAGGCAGACUUUUGACAACUACGAGUCAAAUUGCUUUGAAGUUCUUCUGUACAAGAAAAACAGAACCCCUGUUUGGUUUUAUAUGCAAAUUGCACCAAUAAGAAAUGAACAUGAAAAGGUGGUAUUGUUCCUAUGUACUUUCAAGGAUAUUACGUUGUUCAAACAGCCAAUAGAGGAUGAUUCAACAAAAGGUUGGACAAAAUUUGCCCGAUUGACACGGGCUUUGACAAAUAGCCGAAGUGUUUUGCAGCAGCUCACGCCAAUGAAUAAAACAGAGGUGGUCCACAAACAUUCAAGAUUAGCUGAAGUUCUUCAGCUGGGAUCAGAUAUCCUUCCUCAGUAUAAGCAAGAAGCGCCAAAGACGCCACCACACAUUAUUUUACACUAUUGUGCUUUUAAAACUACUUGGGAUUGGGUGAUUUUAAUUCUUACCUUCUACACCGCCAUUAUGGUUCCCUAUAACGUUUCCUUCAAAACGAAGCAGAACAACAUAGCCUGGCUGGUGCUGGACAGUGUGGUGGACGUUAUAUUUUUGGUUGACAUUGUUUUAAAUUUUCACACGACUUUUGUGGGACCUGGUGGAGAGGUCAUUUCUGACCCCAAGCUGAUAAGGAUGAAUUAUCUGAAAACUUGGUUUGUGAUCGAUCUGUUGUCUUGUUUACCUUAUGACAUCAUCAAUGCCUUUGAAAAUGUGGAUGAGGGAAUCAGCAGUCUCUUCAGUUCUUUAAAAGUGGUGCGUCUCUUGCGACUGGGCCGUGUUGCUAGGAAAUUGGACCAUUACCUAGAGUAUGGAGCCGCAGUCCUCGUGCUCCUGGUAUGUGUGUUUGGACUAGUUGCCCACUGGCUGGCCUGCAUAUGGUACAGCAUUGGGGACUAUGAGGUCAUCGAUGAAGUGACGAACACGAUCCAAAUAGACAGUUGGCUCUACCAGCUGGCCUUGAGCAUUGGGACUCCGUAUCGAUAUAAUACCAGUGCAGGGAUAUGGGAAGGAGGACCCAGCAAGGAUUCUCUGUACGUGUCCUCUCUCUACUUUACCAUGACAAGCCUUACAACCAUAGGAUUUGGAAACAUAGCUCCUACCACCGAUGUGGAGAAGAUGUUUUCAGUGGCCAUGAUGAUGGUUGGCUCUCUUCUUUAUGCAACCAUUUUUGGAAACGUUACCACAAUUUUCCAGCAAAUGUAUGCCAACACCAACCGAUACCAUGAGAUGCUGAAUGUACGGGACUUUCUGAAACUGUAUCAGGUCCCCAAAGGCCUUAGUGAACGAGUCAUGGAUUAUAUCGUCUCAACAUGGUCCAUGUCAAAAGGCAUUGACACAGAGAAGGUUCUCUCCAUCUGUCCCAAGGACAUGAGAGCUGAUAUCUGUGUUCAUCUAAAUCGGAAGGUUUUCAAUGAACACCCUGCUUUUCGAUUGGCCAGUGAUGGGUGUCUGCGCGCCUUGGCGGUAGAGUUCCAAACGAUUCACUGUGCUCCUGGGGACCUCAUUUACCAUGCUGGAGAAAGUGUGGAUGCCCUCUGCUUUGUGGUGUCAGGAUCCUUGGAAGUCAUCCAGGAUGAUGAGGUGGUGGCUAUUUUAGGGAAAGGUGACGUAUUUGGAGACAUCUUCUGGAAGGAAACCACCCUCGCUCACGCAUGUGCCAAUGUCCGAGCACUAACAUACUGUGACCUCCACAUCAUCAAGCGAGAAGCCUUGCUCAAAGUCCUGGACUUUUAUACAGCUUUUGCAAACUCAUUCUCAAGGAAUCUCACUCUUACUUGUAAUCUAAGGAAACGGAUCAUUUUCCGAAAAAUCAGUGACGUGAAGAAAGAGGAAGAGGAGCGCCUCCGGCAGAAGAAUGAGGUCACCCUCAGCAUUCCCGUGGACCACCCCGUCCGAAAGCUCUUCCAGAAGUUCAAGCAACAGAAGGAGCUGCGGAAUCAGGGGUCAACACAGAGCGACCCCGAGCGCAACCAGCUCCAGGUAGAAAGCCGCUCCUUACAGAACGGAGCUUCCAUCACGGGCACCAGUGUGGUCACCGUGUCACAGAUCACACCCAUCCAGACAUCGCUGGCCUACGUGAAAACCAGUGAGUCCCUCAAGCAAAACAACCGCGACGCCAUGGAACUCAAGCCCAACGGCGGUGCUGACCCCAAAUGUCUCAAAGUCAACAGCCCCAUAAGGAUGAAGAACGGAAAUGGGAAAGGAUGGCUGCGACUCAAGAAUAACAUGGGCGCCCAUGAGGAGAAAAAGGAAGACUGGAAUAACGUCACGAAAGCGGAGUCCAUGGGGCUAUUGUCAGAGGACCCCAAGGGCAGCGAUUCAGAGAACAGCGUUACCAAAAACCCAUUAAGGAAAACAGAUUCUUGUGACAGUGGGAUUACAAAAAGUGACCUUCGUUUGGAUAAGGCCGGGGAGGCCCGAAGUCCGCUGGAGCACAGCCCUAUUCAGGCUGAUGCCAAGCACCCCUUUUAUCCCAUCCCAGAGCAGGCCUUACAAACCACACUGCAGGAAGUCAAACAUGAACUCAAAGAGGACAUCCAGCUGCUAAGCUGCAGAAUGACUGCCCUGGAAAAGCAGGUGGCAGAAAUUUUAAAACUACUCUCAGAAAAAAGCGCGCCCCAGACCUCUUCUCCCAAAUCCCAGAUGCCACUCCAAGUACCUUCCCAAAUACCAUGUCAGGAUAUUUUUAGUGUUUCAAGGCCUGAGUCACCUGAAUCUGACAAAGAUGAAAUCCACUUUUAA